CCGGGGAUCAGGGCCGGGCUCCGCCGGGGGCGAGGAGAUGGGACCCCCGCGCCUCGGGACGGGGCUUUGCCGCCCGCCCGGCAGCCCCUCCGCUCAAAAUGGCGCCUCGCUCCUCUCCUCCUCCCCCGCGGGGAGCAGCGCAACAACAGCCAACUGCCAGUUCCAACGGUCGCCCCGCCCCACGUGACUCGGCGGCCAGUCAGCCGGCAACCAAUGGCAGCGCUGGCCAAUGGCAGCGCGCGCCGCCUAGGCCGGCGGCUCGAGCGCCCUACGAGGGGGCGGGGAAGAGCGAAUAUGUGACUGAUGGUUUUGGAGGCCCAUCAGAAUGCGGCGUCUGGCAAGCUUCCGCCCAAUGAGCCGGCGAAGGGGCGAGCCCGGGUGGCGGGGUGAUGUCACAUGAGUCGCCGCCCAAUCGGAGGCAAGCCGCUGUCUAUAUAAGGCCGACCGGGGACAGGCUGAGAGGCGCCAUUUCGCUGAAGCGGAGGAAGGAGCUGGUCGAGGAUUAGUCCGUGAAGGGGGCGGAUUCAAUCCAGAUCCAUCCUCCGCCGGGCAGCCCCCAGCCACCGCCUCUACACCACCUACGGGUCCGCAGGACCUCCCCGGCUUCCGUAGAGACCUCUGCCUGCGGCCUCGAGGGCCCUGGCGGAACGCCCCAUCCCCCUGGCAGCCAAGAUGGAGCCGGGGCAGUGAUCCCAGUACAAUCCAGUGCCAUCCGCCUCUCUGACGCGGACCAUCCCUCCGGGGGCCGGCCUCUACGGGCAGAGCAGGCGCCGGCGGACCCAACGAGCCCUGUAUUGACCGGAUCCCGACAGGAUUUGGAGCCCGUCGGGGGCUCCGAAGAGGGGGCCCCCACCCUGCGCCCCCCUCCGUUCAGCCGCCGCCAUUUUCUUCGCGUCCAUUCAUGUAAAGCCGGUGAAUGGUGCUGGGGCCCGCGCCCCCUUGCUGGCGCUGCUCGCCUCGCUGGAGACCAUCGGCCCCCGCGUCGGGUGCUAGCCCGCUGGGGGGAGGGGAGGGGAGGGGGUGCCGGCUUGUCCCCCUCCCCCCGCGUGACGUGAUGCUCGGCAGCGGGCAGCCCUGCUCCCAGCGGCGCGGGACCAGCGUGUGUCGCUAGGGCUCCUCCUCCCGCCCCCUGGCAAAGUGGGGGUCCCCCGAGGGCCCGGGAUCUGGAGGAGGAGGCGGAGGAGGAGGAGGACUCCUGGGGGAGAGACCCUGGAGAGCAGCCGCCGCAGGCAUGUUGCAGAAUGUGAAUCCCCACAGCAAGAUUUUGGGGGAGGGCAGUACUGGGCUCAUGGGCCUGGCGACGGAGUCGACCCCAGGCAAGCGGAUCCGCAAGCCGUCACUGCUCUACGAGGGUUUCGAGAGCCCCACCAUGGCGUCAGUGCCAGCCCUGCACCUGCCUCAGGUGAACCCUCCACCACCGGAGGUGUCCAACCCCAAAAAGCCAGGCAGGGUCACCAACCAGCUGCAGUAUCUCCACAAGGUGGUGAUGAAGGCCCUGUGGAAACAUCAGUUCGCCUGGCCCUUCCGCCAGCCCGUCGAUGCUGUCAAGCUGGGCCUGCCGGAUUAUCACAAGAUUAUCAAGCAGCCCAUGGACAUGGGGACCAUCAAGCGACGUCUGGAAAACAACUAUUACUGGGGGGCGGCGGAGUGCAUGCAGGACUUCAACACCAUGUUCACCAACUGUUACAUCUACAACAAGCCCACGGAUGACAUUGUGCUGAUGGCCCAGACACUGGAGAAGAUUUUCCUGCAGAAAGUGGCUCAGAUGCCUGCAGAGGAGCAGGAGAUUGUCAUCACCGUGGCCAAGAACAGCCACAAGAAGGGGGCUUCCCGGGCGGCAGCUCUCCUGGCAGGAGCAGUCACUGCAGCUCACCAAGUGCCCGCAGUCUCCUCAGUCUCGCAUGCCUCGCUCUACACCCCAAGCGCUGAGAUCCCCACCACUGUGCUCAGUAUCCCCCACCCCUCGGUGAUCUCAGCACCGCUUCUCAAAUCACUGCACUCCGCUGCCUGCCAGCCAGUGCUGGCUGUGCCCGCUCCCACGCAGCCUGUGGCCAAGAAGAAGGGUGUGAAGCGAAAAGCAGACACCACCACCCCCACCACCACAGCCAUCAUCGCCACUAGCGGGGAGUCAUCCCCGUCGGCCACCCUCCUGGAGCCCAAAGCGGCCAAGAUCCCCACCCGGCGGGAGAGCGGGCGCCCCAUCAAGCCCCCCAAGAAGGACCUGCCCGACUCGCAGCAGCACCAGACCUCCAAGAAGGGCAAGCUGUCUGAGCAGCUCAAGUAUUGCAACGGCAUCCUCAAGGACCUGGUGUCCAAGAAGCACGCUGCCUACGCCUGGCCGUUUUACAAGCCCGUCGACGCCUCGGCCCUGGGGCUGCACGACUACCACGAGAUCAUCAAGUGCCCCAUGGACCUCAGCACCAUCAAACGGAAGAUGGAGAACCGGGAUUACCACGAUGCGCAGGAAUUUGCUGCCGACGUCCGGUUAAUGUUCUCCAACUGCUACAAGUACAACCCUCCCGACCACGACGUCGUGGCCAUGGCUCGCAAGCUGCAGGACGUGUUCGAGUUCAGCUAUGCCAAGAUGCCGGACGAGCCCCUGGACACCAACCCACAGUCGGCCGGGCUGUCUGGAGCCCUCUCGAAAUCCUCCUCCGAGGAGUCGUCCAGCGACGACGAGGAUGAGGACGAAGAUGAGGAUGAGGACGACGAAGAGAGCAGCAGCGAGAGCUCGUCAGAGAGCGAGGAGAGCUCCGACUCGGAGGAGGAGCGCGCUAACCGGCUGGCAGAGCUGCAGGAGCAGCUGCGGGCAGUGCAUGAGCAGCUGGCCGCGCUGUCGCAGAGCCCGGUCUCCAAGCCCAAAAAGAAGCGGGAGAGGAAGGAGAAGAAAAGGAAGAAGAAAUCGGAGAAGCACAAGGGCCGGGGAGGCGAGGAGGAGGCCCGGGCACGCCAGGCCCAGCUGAAGAAGGCCAAAAAAGCAGGGGGCAGCAGUGGAGGGACCAGCGGGAGCAGCAGCAGCAGCAUCACCAAGAAUUCCAGUAAGGUGUCGAAGGGGGCGCUGCCGGCACCCCCCAUGCUCUACGACUCGGAGGAGGAGGAGGAGAGCAAGCCCAUGACCUACGACGAGAAGCGCCAGCUCAGCCUGGACAUCAACAAGCUGCCGGGGGAGAAGCUGGGGCGGGUGGUGCACAUCAUCCAGUCGCGGGAGCCCUCGCUGCGCGACUCCAACCCCGAGGAGAUUGAGAUCGACUUCGAGACCCUCAAGCCCUCCACCCUGCGGGAGCUGGAGCGCUAUGUGCUGUCCUGUCUGCGCAAGAAGCCACGCAAGCCCUACAGCGAGACCAUGAAGAAGCCGGUGGGGAAGACGAAGGAGGAGCUGGCGCUGGAGAAGAAACGGGAGCUGGAGAAGCGGCUGCAGGACGUGAGUGGCCAGCUCAACUCCACCAAGAAGCCCCCCAAGAAGGCCAAUGAGAAGCCAGAGUCUGCCCAGCAGGUGCCCGUGUCGCGGCUCAGCGCCAGCAGCUCCAGCUCCGACUCCAGCAGCAGCAGCUCCAGCUCCUCGUCCUCGGACACCAGCGACUCGGAUUCCGGCUAGAGCUGGGCGGCGAUGGCAGUGGGUGGGCGGCGGCGUGGCCGGGUUGGAAGUGUGGACAGGUUCAGAAGAGGCUCUGCGGGACCGGACCCCAUGUGAACCGGACUGAGCAGCUCCACCCGGCGGGCAGCACCCCCAAGGCAAGGGAGGGCGCCAGUGACUGCCCCCUCCCGGACAUGCCCCAGCGUUUACAGUUCGGAGGCCCCUGGGGGUUGUCGGCGCAGAGGCACCUGCUGGGCACAGCCUGUGCAGGCCCCGGCACGACCCCAGCCAGGUUUUACCGUUUGGUUUGGUUUGGUUCUGACCCAUGGGAGCUUUUCCCAGGGCAGAGUUUGGGUUUUAAAGGGUUUGGAAGUCUCCACGUUUGGAUUUGCUCUUGGGGGAUGGGGGUUUGAGGGGGCCUGGCCGGACAGAUAGAAGCUGCCGGCCCCUCAUGUGCUCUGGGCUGCAUCGCUGGGCCCCCCCCCCCAUCUCAUGUCCGCUGGCAGCCUCGUCCCCUUCUCCGGGGAGGCUUUAUUUAUUUGAGCAGCGGUUGGGCCACAGGACCCUGCAGGGAUGGGUGUCACCCGCCCGGCUCCAGGACUGCAGUGUACAGAGCCCGCAGGGCACAGCCUGGGCAGCAUGCUCAUUACUGGGGGGGGGGCAGGGAGGGGAGGGGGGCUGUUUUUUAUGUUGACUGUACAAUUGUUUUCUACUCCUUCCUUUUCCCUUCCCGUCCCCUGCCCGCCCCGUCAGACCCCAAGGGCGGGCUCAGCUGUUCUGACCUUUCCAGUCUGGAACAUGUAAAUAAAGAAAAUAUUAUUGGA
This is a messenger RNA of Gopherus evgoodei (Goodes thornscrub tortoise), 4398 nucleotides long. It is a transcript of the gene BRD2, whose product is annotated as bromodomain containing 2. The coding region runs from base 1232 to 3595 and encodes 787 amino acids. The record is from RefSeq and is a predicted model, not a curated record. Gene Ontology annotation, biological process: chromatin remodeling; regulation of DNA-templated transcription. Gene Ontology annotation, cellular component: nucleus; chromatin. Lineage: Eukaryota; Metazoa; Chordata; Testudines; Testudinidae. The transcript is spliced from 13 exons.